UGUGUUCCUGCCUCCUCCAACACCGAUGUUGGUAAAAUGAAAACAGAAAACUUCUUCAAGUACGGCGCUCCUUUGUACAAUUUGAAAAGUACUCGGACUCACUCGCAGAACCAACCGCAAGCGAGUGGCAUCGGUAACAGCCACGGAACAGGCCAUCACCAUCACCACCACAGCCACCUGACAACUGACGAACUGCGUCAUCUCACGCAGCAGCAGCAGCAGCAGCAGCAGCAGCACCGCAUCUCUGGUUACUCGGACAGGGAGAGCGUUGCCAGCGGUAGCAGUGCUGCUGGCAGGAUUAGGAGGAGAUCUAGAAACUUCUCUAUGAAGUCCUCGAAGGGCGGCAUUACCAAGAAGACCAAGACCAUGGAUUACACCAACUACGCCUACAAUGAGGCUGUGGGACGUCUCAAGGUAAUGCUGGCCGACAACUCCUACACCCCGCCCAAGGUCGGAGUGAGUGCUGCCGCCUAUAUGCGUAACUUCAAUGAGGAUUCCGGUGACAAUUUUUCGGAUAAUUUAUCGGUGAUUGAGCGUCCAGUCUUUUCGGACAUUUCCAAGUACUUGUCGCCCAGCCAGAAGUCGCGGAUGAGCUCGUACCGUCCCAAGAAAACGUAUGGGAUGCAGCCAAUGGGCUAUGGCAUGUCCGUCUCCAAGGAGAACUUGUCCUCCAUGGCGGCCCUCUAUACGGGCAGCAAUGUGCCAGCUGCCCCACUACCUCCUCCGCCACUGGCCACGGACAGUGUCCAGGCACCGGUGGAGAUUUUCAGCUUCAUUGAGAAGCAGGAGGACUACAUCGAGCAGCUGGAGAAGGAGUCCAAGUACUGUCGCAACGAGCUGACAAAUCUCUUGGGCAAGGUGAAGGACGUCAUCAACGAGAAUGAGCAGAUCACGGAGAAUGCACGCUCAGAGCUGGCAAAUAUGGGUUCGGGGAAGUCUGGUUCCGGCAUGCCCCAAGGUGCUGUCACGACCAGUCCGUCAUCCGACAGCGAUGAACACUUGAUUUAUGGCAGCGGCCGUAAGACUCCGACAACUCCGAGGAAGAGUAACCUCAAGGUGCAGAGUCCACGGUAUGCCAGUGCUCCCAACAUCGUUUACGAGGCUCGCAUUAGCGAACUGGAGGCGGAGCUGAUGCAGGCCAACAUCGAUCUGAAGCGCGUGAGGACUGAGAACGAGGAUCUCAAGCGUAGGCUGGCCCACACGGAUCCCAUCACGACGGUGGCCACUCUGGGCGGUGGCAACUGUGAGACUCAUCGCAAGCAGCUGGACUGCCUGCAGCAGGACAAACUCACCUUGGAGGAGACAGUGCGCCACUUGCAGCGAAUGCUGGACGACUCCAAGGCACAGGGCCAGGGCAGCUCCACCUCCAAGCGCUACAUCAGCGACCUGGUGCAAAUGGAGCGCUCCCAAGCCGAGCUGGAGGUGCGUCACCUUCGCGACGAGCUGGAUCGUCAGCACGAGCGUGUCCGGGAGCUGCAACACGAAAUGGCACGUCGCCUGGCAGAGGAGCGAGCCAGCGCAGAGAGGCGCUACAACACCCAGGUCGAUCAGCUGGGCGGCGAUCUGAGCUGCCAGUGGGAGCAGGUGACCAAGCUGCAGCUGGAGUUGGAGCGACAGAAGCGGUACGAGACCGAUCUCAAGCGGGACGUCACCAAUCGCAACUCACAGAUCGAGGAGCUGAAGAACGAACUGAGGGCCAAUCGCACCAACUUCCUGGCGGACAUGGCUACCUCAAAUGCGGAGAAGCAGUCCCUCGAGCAGGAGAUCACCUCGCUGCGCCUCCAGCUGGAUCGGGCUGCCCGGGAGAGCAAAACGGAGGCAGCUCGCCUGCAAGCGGAGAUCAAUUCUCUGCGUCAACGCUUGGAUCGCGGGGAUGCAGAUCUGCUGCACUCGAAGCGGGAGGUUUUGCGGCUCAACGAUGAGAUAUCCAAUCUGGAGAAGGAGCUGGCCUAUGGUGAGCUGAAGAACGAAAUACGACCCACCAAGAAAGAUUUGGACAAGCGGAUCUCGGAAAUGCAGGAUAAGCAUGCGGAUACGGUUAAUGAGCUUGAGGAAAUGAUAACAUCUCAGAAGCAACUCAUGGAUAAACUGACGGGCGAGUGUAAAACCUUAACGGGCAAAUUAGAGGAUACAUCGUACAAGCACAAAGAGGAAAUAUCUGCUUUACAAUCGAAUCUAGAAUAUCUAUCCAAUCGCAUGUUAAGCAAUGAGGAGCAUAUGAGUAAAUUAGAUACCACACCACAUGAUUAUACUAGCUUAGUUCCUGGAAAAGCCGCUUACGACUACCAGGCAGCGGCAUAUGGCACAACAAUCGAACCCAUACAAAGCACCCCACAACUACACAACAACAGCGCCGACGAUGACUACAGCGGCGGAGGAGGAGGAGGAGGCCUUGGUAUUGGCGGAGGGGAUGCAGUUGCCACAGGAUCACUUGCAGCAGCAGCAGCAGCAACAGCUGCACCAGUCACAGCAACAGCUCUUGCUUCUGGGGCAGUUGCAGCAGCAGCAGCAGGAGCGCGAAAGAGCAGCAUCAGCAAUGGUGGCGGCAGCACGGGUCUCCUCUCCGACUAUGGACUCCAGGAUAACGAUGACGAGAAUCUCAAAGACAACCUUGGCUUGGGCGAGAAGCAGCAACAGCAACAGCAACAGGAGCAGGACAGGCAACGAGAACGCGAGGAGCGAGAUCGAGAGUUGCAACAAUUGCGAGAGCAGCGAGAGAAACGCGAACGGGAGAGGGAACGUGAGCGAGAACGGGAACAGGCAGAGCAGCAGAAAGCAGAGCAGCAGCAACAGCAACAGUCGCUCCCACAGCAACAGCAACAGCCACAGCCGCAGUUACAACAGCAACAACAGCCUCUCGUCGACAGCAGCAACAUCUCGAAUGCCGGCAGCGCCAAUCUGGCCGCAUACAACACCGACUACAGUGCCUACGAUCAGCAGCAGUACGAUGCGAGUGCCUACGAUCCGAAUGCCUAUGCCCAGCAGCCCUACGAUGGCCAACAGUACGACUACGGGGAUGCCACGGCCGGGUACGACUACAGUGCCGCCGACUACGGACAGUCUGGAUACCAGUAUGACCCCACGCCAGCAGCUGCCACAACCAACCAGCCACAGCCACAGUCCCAGCCGCAGCAACGAUCACGUCCCCACCAGCAACAGGAGGUGGCCCUGCAGCAGCAGGAGUCGGAGCGGUAUCCACCGCGAGCCGACCACAACCGCGCCCGGGCGGUGGAGCUGUGGGGCCAGGAACUGGAUCCACAGUCGCCGGCAGCAAAUCCACUCUGCCACAACAGUCUGCCCCGGCAGCCGCCGGCAAGAAGUAGCUGGAGUCCCGACCUGGAGGAUCCCCUGCUGCUGGAGUGCUCGAUCAGCAGUCCCAGCCUAAUGCGCUCCUCCAACGACGAGACCUGCUCGGAGCUGGCCGAUCUAAGUGAGACCUUUGUAGUGCUGCCCGAUGGCUCCGAGGAUAGCGUGUCGCCAGCCCAGACCACCAUCAUUACGGCCCGUCGGGCCAGCGCACCGGCCAUAGUGCAGCAACAGGAGGAGGACAUUGCCAACGCAACGGUCAUCAUAGAGCGCGAUCUAGAUGCCCAAACAUAGGGGACAGCAGCACCAUAGUUUCUUCCAGCGAUACUUUCUUCAAUCAUCAAACGAACUCGUACUUCUACUCAUAUGUUUUCCAGCCUAACAAAUACAUAAAUAUUCCGUAUUUUUUGUAAUUACAAGAAAACCUUUUUAAAGCAAUAAAAAUUGAA
Drosophila subobscura is the source of this 3755-nucleotide messenger RNA. RefSeq names its product golgin subfamily A member 6-like protein 22. The record is from RefSeq and is a predicted model, not a curated record. The coding region runs from base 37 to 3600 and encodes 1187 amino acids. Gene Ontology annotation, cellular component: centriole; centrosome. Gene Ontology annotation, biological process: neuron migration; tube formation; establishment of cell polarity. Lineage: Eukaryota; Metazoa; Arthropoda; Insecta; Diptera; Drosophilidae. The transcript has 8 exons.